UCCCCCUCGCAGAUCCACAUUCCGCCUUCCCCUCUACCAAACACACUUUUAGACAACUCACACACAUUUCUGAUUCUGAUUCACAAUUUCACAACAUAGAUAUUCCUCCAUUCAUCCAACUCCAAUUUCCAACCAUGUCGUCGUCGUCUGCACCACCACCACCACCCCAGCCCACCACCCUCCCAAUCUCCACCCCACAACCCUCUCAGCCACCUAUCGCCACACCCGCAUUCCGCGCCUUCAUUUCCAGAAUCAACGAUUUGGCCCGCCAAGGCUUCUCCAAGCGCCGCCCAUGGGCGGAGCUCAUCGACCGCUCCGCCUUCUCUCGUCCCGAUUCCCUCUCCGAAGCCACUUCACGUGCCCGCAACAACUUCUCCUACUUUCGCGUCAACUACGCUAUCCUCCUUGCCGGCGUUCUUGCCCUCUCUCUCCUCUCUCACCCCUUCUCUCUCCUAGUCCUUCUCUGCCUCCUCGCCGCCUGGCUCUUCCUCUACCUCUUCCGCCCUUCCGAUCCUCCUCUUGUCCUCUUUGGUCGUACCUUCAGCGAUCGAGAGACCCUCGGCGGUUUAAUUUUGCUGACCUUCAUUGUCGUCUUCCUUACCAGCGUCGGCUCGCUCAUCAUCUCCACUCUCAUGAUCGGUUUAGCCAUCGUCUGCGCUCACGGCUCAUUUAGGGUUCCAGAGGAUCUCUUUCUCGACGAACCUGAACCUACGGCUACCGGAUUCCUCUCCUUCAUCGGAGGCGCAGCUUCUUCUGCCGCAGCUGCCGCUGCACCUUCUGUUACCGUACGCGUAUAACCAUGCAUGAUGCACUAUUAUGAGUUGGUUCAACUUUUCAAGGUUGGUUAGGGCAUGCAUGAUGCAAGUGCAACCGGGUUGUUGUUCACUGAUCAGAAUUCCUCUCAUAAAUGAUGCAUUGCAUCCUUUUUUUU
This is a messenger RNA of Nelumbo nucifera (sacred lotus), 931 nucleotides long. NCBI's taxonomy places the organism in Eukaryota, Viridiplantae, Streptophyta, Magnoliopsida, Proteales, Nelumbonaceae. The record is from RefSeq and is a predicted model, not a curated record.